CCGGCCCCUUUGUUGUUUGCAGCGGGGCCAUGGCCGGUCCCGGGGGCGCCGCACGGGGGCUGCUCCGGCCCUGCAGCCCGCGGGGCAGCGCGGAGCCCCCACCAGAGCGUUCGGCCCCUCUGCCAGACGAGGGAGAAGCCGCCAAAGCCGAGGAGCAGCGGCAAAGCGAGGAGCUGCUGAAACAGACGGCAGCCGAGAGGCGGAAGAUCGUCUGGGAGUGGCAGGAGCUGCGAGGGUUUCUGGAGGAGCAGGAGCAGUGGCUGCUGUCCCGGCUGGAAGAGCUCGAGAGAGCCAUUGCCCAGAGAAGGGAUGAGGGCGUCUGCAGCCUGUCCUGGGAGAUUUCCCUGCUCAGCGAGAGGCGAGGAGACGAGGGGCAGCAGCCGCCGAGCCAACCCCUGCAGGGUGCUGGGAGCCCUGGGAGCAGCAGGGAGGACGGGGCGUUUCCGAAGCGGGAGCCGGGGUUUGCGGAGCUGGAGAAGAGACUUGUCAAUUUCUCUUUGCAAAGCGCCCAUCUUCAGGAGGUGCUGCUGGGAUUCAAAGAGACGCUGCGACUGGAGCUGGGGAGCGACACAGCGUUUUAGAAUUUAUUGUUAUGACCGGUAUGAAGAUAAAACAAGCAACUACUCCUUUGAAUUUGUACAUAAUAUGAAAGUUGACCCAUUCGUUUUUAUAGCUGAUUUUAAGGCUAACAAUACAGCAACCAUUUCAGGAUACUGGCUGGUGACAGAAUUUAGUUUAAUUUUAGAGAUUUAGAAAUAUAUAUAUUUUUAUAUUUGCACCAGAAUGCUGGCUCUUGUUUUGAAGGAAGGAAGGAAUAGCAUAUUUAUAUAUGCAAAGGGAAAAUUGACACAAACAUUUACUUUAUAAGAUUGUUAUUGCCACUUUUGUGGACAAAUAAUGAUGACUUUUUCGUUAAUUAUUUUCUCAAGAUUAGUGUCCUGACAUUGAUGUAGUUGGGUUAAUUUUUUUGCUUUUAAGAAUGUUUAUUUUUAACACUUAUUUUUUACUUUUUAUUUUAUUGCUGGAAUUUAAGAGGUUACAUUGGCACUUGACACUUUACUUGUUUUUUAUUUGUUUAGAUUUUUGGUUUAGAUUGUAGGUUUCGAUUUUUUUAAUUUGUUUUGUUUAGAUUUUGAAAGAAUGGUGGUUGGCUUGAAUAAUAACAUUUUAAUUAAUGAUGUCAUUGAAAGGUCAUAGACCUUAAAUUGUUACUAGUACUUUUUAUAGUUUGAGGGGUGUUUUAACAGUACUUAAUUGUUUGUUUACAUAAGCAGCAACUUGGGGUUUUGAGUUUAUUUUUUGUGUUCUAUCCAUGCAAUUUUUAAGUUCAUUUUUUUUGCCUUUUUGAGGGUAAAUUAAGCAAAAGGUUUGAGUUAAUCUUGUUUUUAAUUGUUGUAUGGCCUGAUUUUUGUGCAGGUCCCCAGUCCCAAUCCUGACGUACUUGUAGUAAUUUAGGGAGAGGUCUGGUAAUUUUUUGCAUAUGCUGGGAUGAAUUCCCUGCAGGAACUGUAGAUCCCCAGAAAACUACAGAUUUCUCACACAUUGGAGUGGGGGUUUACAUUAAUUAGAGUUUGCACUUUAUGUACUUGGGGUCUUAGACCCUAAGCAAAUUUUAAAGCCAGAAUACCUCACCCUUUUUUUGGAUCAUUGACCUUUUCCCCCAGCACUUUUACGUGUUUUAGCAGAUAUUUGUUGUUUUUUACAUGCUUUUUUAAGGUUGAACUAAACAUUAAAACAGUAUUUACAUAAGUAGUUAUGCCUUUUUCUCUGUCUCUUUUUCACACACACAAUUCAGUCUGGUUUUGGAAAACAAUUACUUUUGAAUUUUUUUAAAAUUCUUUUUGUAAGAUUGAACUUUUAGCAAUUUUGUUAAGUUUUUCACUUGUGAGAAAUUAUGGGCCGCUUUUGGGAGAGGAUUUUUUUGAUUGUUGAACUGGUAUUGUAUGAAAAUUAAACAGGAUUUCAUUGUUGUUUUUUUUAAUCUAACAUUAAUUUUUGCUGUUUAAUUAGCAAGGCCUGGGGAGAUUUUUUGAAUAAGUCAAACUGAAAGUAAGGUUCAAGAUAACAGCUUCUCUAAUAAAAUUUUCAGGGUUUAGUUUUGGGAUUAUACCAAUUGUGGUGACUGAUGGGACAAAGUUUUGUAAUUUCCAUGUGGAAGAAAACACUGUAUCAAUUAAAUUUUGCAGGACGUUUACAGUGGAUUAUGCCCUACAACAAAAGCAUUGCCCUCCUUAGAAUUUAAGAGAUGGACAUUUUAAACUAAUAUUAAGCUAAUUUCCCGGAAAUUUUGAGUGUUCUGGAAAUACCUCCUCGGGCAGUGGUUCCCAAACUUUAACAACCUGUGAACCCCUUUCACUAAAAUGUCAAGUCUCACGAACCC
Molecule: messenger RNA, 2380 nt
Organism: Trachemys scripta elegans
Lineage: Eukaryota; Metazoa; Chordata; Testudines; Emydidae
Product: E3 ubiquitin-protein ligase TRIM7-like
Exons: 7
Coding region: 30-581 (183 amino acids)
Source: RefSeq, a predicted model, not a curated record